Messenger RNA from Acomys russatus (golden spiny mouse), 1654 nucleotides. Its product is annotated as solute carrier family 7 member 13-like. Gene Ontology annotation, cellular component: membrane. The transcript is spliced from 6 exons. Gene Ontology annotation, biological process: amino acid transmembrane transport. The record is from RefSeq and is a predicted model, not a curated record. Lineage: Eukaryota; Metazoa; Chordata; Mammalia; Rodentia; Muridae. Gene Ontology annotation, molecular function: L-amino acid transmembrane transporter activity.
GGAUUGUGCUGAAAUGGAGAGAGAAGCAUCAUAAAGAAAAACUCUGUCUUUCAAGAUUUGAAAAGGAGAAAAAGACAAAACUAUGAAACUCUUGAGGAGAGUAGGAUUCUUCCAUGCAAACAUGCUCCUACUUACCACAAGCAUAGGGGCAGGGAUUUUUGUGACUCCUGCAGGAGUAUUAAAAUCCUCCUCACAGAACAUCCCUGUUUGUCUCAGUAUUUGGGCAGGCUGUGGCCUGCUGAGCAUGAUGAAUGCUGUCUGUGUUGCAGAGCUUGGUACUACCUUCCCUGUGAGCGCAGCAUCUUAUUAUUUCCUCAAAAGAUCGCUUGGAACCUCUGCUGCUUUUCUCAGUCUUUGGAUUAAUCUUUUUGCUCAUUUUCUGGGCAUCGGUGCUCUUUGCUUAGCAGCAGCUAGUAAUGUGAUACAGUCUUUUUAUGCUGGGUGCCCAGCUCCAGAGCUCCCAAAGAAGUGUCUGGCUUUGGCUUUUCUGUGGUGCUUUGGAAUUCUCAAUGCUCGAGGGAUUAAAACAGUGGCUUGGUUUCAGACCAUCAACAGUUUGAUGAAGACGAGUAUUCUUUGUGUCUUUUCUCUAACUGGGGUUGUGCUCUUAGUGAAUGGGGAAAAGGAGCAUCUUUCCAGGUUUCAGAACGCUUUGGACGCUGAACUUCCUAACGCUUCACAGAUUGCAGAUGCCAUGCUGCAAGUGUUCUAUUCGUACAUAGGAUCAUCAGUCAUCCUCAACAUAGCAGGGGAAAUAAAACAUCCUGCUAAAACAAUUCCAAAAUCUGUAAUUUCUUCCCUGUCCAUUGUGAUUGUGCUAUACUUACUGACUAAUAUAUCGUACUUGGCAGUGUUGACACCACAGGAAAUCAUCUCCUCAGAUUCUGUUGCCGUCAUGUGGAUGAACAGAGUCUUUCCAUCCAUGAAAUGGAUAAUUUCUUUGUUGAUCUCAGAAUUUAUAAUUGGCACCAUUUCUUGUGGAAUACUUUCAGCAUCUAGAAUUUUCUACUGUGCAAGUCAAGAGGGACAACUUCCUCUCAUCUACACAAUGCUAAAUGACCGUCACUCUCCUCUUGUAGCUGUCAUCCAGAGUAUCAUUUUAUCUUCUGUUGCAAUAAUAAUUUCAGAUUUAACCUAUUUAGUGAAAUACGUGGGUCUAGGAGCAUGGUGUAUAUAUUCGCUGAGUAUGAUUGGAUUACUUAAAUUAAGAUAUCAGAACCCUGAUCUACCACGACCUUAUAAAGUGUGGCUGCCAUUUGUAUUUGGAUCGAUAGCUUCAUCAGCUUUUCUCAUCUUCACACCAAUAGUUCAGUCUCCUAGUAUAGAGCAGGUCUAUCAGGUUGCCUUCCUUUUCUGUGGACUUCUGGUUUACUGGCUUCAAGCUCGCCUUGGCAGACACGCCGCUUGUUUUGACACAAUCACUUGUUACUUGCAGUUGCUUUUCAAUGUGUCCCCAUCUGAAGAGCAUGACAAAUGAUCCUUGAAUCAUACAUUUGUAUUUUUCCUUUCUAAGCUUGCUGAAGUUUAUCAAAAUGCUCUUCAUAAAAGUGAACCACAGAGCCAGAGAAUUUCUGCUGCACUGGCUUCAGGUUCACUUUCUAUGGCAUUCCGAUUAUUUUACAACAAUAACACAAUAUUUGCAAUUGCUAUUUAA